CUGCUGCUCUUUGGGAAGAGGAAAGCUGUGGCUCCUUCCUGCGUCCCGGGGUCGUGGUGAGAAGUACUUCUGAAGAGUGGCCCAAGCUCCUAGUUUUGUGGAGCCUCUUCACACGGAGCAUCCUUUGGCCGGUCGACCAGGAACUCUGGUUUGUUGUUGGGUCCCUCCCAUCUCGCCCGCCCCUCCCCCCACCUGUGUGCUCCCUCCUCAGAGGUGCCUGAUGCCACCUACCCCUGGCUGCUCGAACUGCGGGCCAGGCAAGACCCAAACAGUACCGGGCAUCACAGUUUGGCGACACCUGCCCGACUGGGUUGGCGCCCUGCCCGUGUGCCUUUCGCUGGCAGUUUCACGGUGAAGGACCCUCUCCACGCUUUACUUGGUUCUAUAACGCGCCUACCGAGUGGUGGCAUUGCUUCCCCUGGUCCGGCUGCCUUGGGGGCGGGGUUUAGAGAAUCCGCGGAGCCACCCAAAGAACCAUUGGGUCCGCGCACAUCUGGGAGCACCGGUGGGCAGGCGAGCAGGCGAGCUAAUAGCCACAACCCAGCAGUAGGUAGAGUGCCUCGGUGCUGAAGUAAAAUUCCCUGGAAACGCCCAGGCUGCGCCUCCUCUUCUGCCCUGGCUCAGUUCUCUAUUGACUUGAGAGGGCACAUUGGUGUGAAUUCCUCCCUAGGAGCCACUGUUAGUGCCUGGACAGAGUGGCUACCCUCCUAACUGGGUACCCUCCUACCUGGGGGGCUGCAUCUUGAGCCUCCAUAGCUGUUCCCAUGUCUCUUCGUAUGCCAGGAAUUGUACUCCAGACUCAGAACUGGGAUGUUUGUUUUUGCCUUAUCCAAGUUUCUCAGCACGUAUGUUGAUAGUUGGAUUCCUGGGCCAAUCAAGAUUCAAGUUCAAAGUGGUGCUCCUGGGCUCUUCAUCACAGUCUUCAAGUUGAAUUGGGUAUAGAAGAAAAGAGUCGACUUGACAGAGUCCACUGAAUUGUUCCUUGGACUCCAGUGACCACACACGGCUGUGUUGGGGAUGGGCGGGGAAGUGCACUGAACAGCAGACCACAACAAUCAGAAACCUUACAAUGGAUAGAGUUUAUGAAAUUCCUGAGGAACCAAAUGUGGAUCCAGUUUCCACGCUGGAGGAAGAUGUCAUACGUGGGCCCAACCCCCGCUUUACCUUUCCAUUUGGAAUCCUUUUUUCCACCUUUUUGUACUGUGGUGAAGCUGCAUCUGCCUUAUACCUGGUGAGAAUUUAUCGAAAGAACAAUGAAACCUUCUGGAUGACAUACACCUUUUCCUUCUUUAUGUUUUCAUCCAUUAUGGUCCAGUUGACCCUCAUUUUUGUCCACAGAGACCUGGCCAAAGAUAAGCCACUCUCAUUGUUUAUGCACCUAAUCCUCUUGGGACCUGUUAUUAGAUGUUUGGAGGCCAUGAUUAAGUACCUCACACUGUGGAAGAAAGAGGGACAGGAGGAGCCCUAUGUCAGCCUGACCCGAAAGAAGAUGCUAAUAGAUGGCCAGGAGGUACUGAUAGAAUGGGAGGUGGGCCACUCCAUCCGGACCCUGGCUAUGCACCGCAAUGCCUACAAACGUAUGUCACAGAUCCAAGCCUUCCUGGGCUCAGUGCCUCAGUUGACCUAUCAGCUCUAUGUGACCCUGAUCUCUGCAGAGGUCCUCCUGGGUAGAGCUGUGCUAAUGGUCUUUUCCCUGAUAUCUGUUACCUAUGGGGCUACCCUCUGCAAUAUGUUGGCUAUCCAGAUCAAGUAUGAUGACUACAAGAUUCGCCUUGGGCCAUUGGAAGUGCUUUGCAUCACCAUCUGGAGGACGCUGGAGAUUACUUCCCGCCUUGUGAUUCUGGUGCUCUUCUCAGCCACCUUGAAGUUGAAGGCUGUGCCCUUCUUAGUUCUCAACUUCCUGAUCAUCCUCUUUGAGCCUUGGGUUAAGUUCUGGAGGAGUGGUGCCCAGAUGCCCAACAAUAUUGAGAAAAAUUUUAGCCGAGUUGGCACACUGGUGGUACUAAUUUCAGUCACCAUCCUCUAUGCUGGAAUCAACUUCUCUUGCUGGUCAGCCUUACAGUUGAGGUUGGCAGACAGAGAUCUUGUUGACAAAGGGCAGAACUGGGGACAUAUGGGCCUGCACUAUAGUGUGAGGUUGGUAGAGAAUGUGAUCAUGGUCUUGGUUUUUAAGUUUUUCGGAGUCAAAGUGUUACUGAAUUACUGCCAUUCCUUGAUUGCUUUGCAGCUCAUUAUUGCUUACAUAAUUUCCAUUGGCUUCAUGCUUCUUUUCUUUCAGUACUUGCAUCCACUGCGCUCCCUCUUCACUCAUAAUGUAGUGGACUAUCUUCACUGUGUCUGCUGCCACCAGCACCAGGCAAGGGCUGGUGACUCAGAGCCAUCCCUUGAAAAUGAAACAAGACAAAGCAUUGUCUGAAUUUACCUUCAGUAUAUUAUAGGAUAGCCCAGGAAUUGCCAAAGGCCAGUGUGAAAUUGAAGGACAGGGCAGGACUCCUGGGGAAAUACUACCCAGAAAGUUUUCUGGGGUUCUCUCAUAAGCCUAGCAGGAGAAAAAGUGACUUGCACAUAAGUUUUAUAGCUAUAUUUGAACAUCAGGGCUAACCACUGCUUAGUUGGAAGGGUUAGUGAUACUGUUCAUGCCUUUCCUAUCCAAGUCUGUUGGGCUAACUUACCUGCAAGCACCUCAGGGUCCCUGUGACUUUCUAGCUAUGUUCAUUUGCUUGAGGCUUUACUGAGUUUCCCUGGGAUGAGAUAAAGGCUGAAAAUCCUACCACAAUAAAUUCUGACUGAUCAGCUUACUAGCCUAUUUGUUAGCUAUGGGUAGUUUCCAGGAGAUAAGUCUAACUAUUGUAGAACCUGAAACUGAGUAUGACUGAAGUUUUAAAAAUUCUAAUGAGAAAUCAAGUACUAGUGGCUCAUGCCUGUAAUCCUAGCUAC
Molecule: messenger RNA, 2937 nt
Organism: Dipodomys ordii (Ord's kangaroo rat)
Lineage: Eukaryota; Metazoa; Chordata; Mammalia; Rodentia; Heteromyidae
Gene: Xkrx
Product: XK, Kell blood group complex subunit-related, X-linked
Exons: 3
Coding region: 1070-2416 (448 amino acids)
Cellular component (GO): membrane
Source: RefSeq, a predicted model, not a curated record